Messenger RNA from Leptopilina boulardi, 1137 nucleotides. RefSeq lists its product as uncharacterized. The transcript is spliced from 4 exons. NCBI's taxonomy places the organism in Eukaryota, Metazoa, Arthropoda, Insecta, Hymenoptera, Figitidae. The record is from RefSeq and is a predicted model, not a curated record. Bases 126 to 1118 code for a protein of 330 amino acids.
UUACUUUACCUUUAUUUACGGUAAUUUACCAUGUAUUUUACGAUAAAAUUCAAAAGUGAGGUUAAUAUCGGUCUUUUGUUAUUGUUUUUUUUUUAAAUGUGUGUGUAAUUAACGAAUUAACAAAAAUGAGUUUUGCAAAUUGUCAACUAUCUAAAAGUUCAUUAAAAGAAAUAAGAGACUUCAUAUCAAACAAAGAUAUUAAUUCUAAUCCUGCAUGGCUUUCAAUAACAGGAAAAUCAUUGUACGAGAAAAAUGAGAGUCAACAUGAUAAUAAUAAAAGAAUUGAAAAUGAAUCAAAUUCAAAUGAAAAUUCUCUAGAGGAAAAUGAUGUUAACAAUGAAAAUCGUUAUUUUUUCACUCAAGUGGAAAAUUUUAUGAAUAAUUCAGAAAAAUUAUUAAUUGAUUCAUCAUUAUCAAUGGAGGAUUUAAUAAAAUGUUCCAUUGAAACUUUAGAACAAACGAAUGGUCGUCUUAAAUUUCAAAAUUUAGAAGAUUUAACAAAUGAUGAAUUAACAAUUGUUUUUAAUGCUUUAAAUGAACGUUUAAAUGAAAAUGGUGUAUUUAAUUUAUGUUAUUCCAUUUGUAAUAUGACAAUUGAACAAAGUUUAACAUUUUUACCAUCAUUGGCAAUCAAUUUUUUAUUGCCCAAGAUCACUGAAUUAGAAAACGAUUCAGUUUUAAUAAAAAAAGGAAUUUGUGAUUGUGCACAUAAAUUUACAAAUGAAUUACGAGAAUUAGUAUUAACAGAAAUUUUCAAUAGUGAACCAAAAAGUAUUAAUAUUAUUAUUGCAUUGUUGAAAAUUUUUGAUAGUCAAAAACAUAUAUCUUUUUUAUCAGAAUUUGCAAAUCGAACACAAGAACUAAAACAAUGGCAUAUUUCUAUAUUAAAUAUGUUUCCAUCAGUUAAAUUAGAAGGAAUUUCAAGGAAUAAACUAUUGAAAUUGUAUGUAAAAAAAGCAAAUUCUUAUUCAGAUAAUAAAGAUUAUGCUAAAUUAAUUCAUUCUUUUGCAAAAGCUAAUACACCAUUUACAGAUGAAGAAAGAACAAUGUUAUUGGAAAUUGCAACGUUAAAUACGACAAUUUAUAAAAAACUUAUUAUGAAAUAUUGUGUAAACUAAAAAACUAUUAUUAAUAAUA